AGGGAAUUAAAUAUUUCGUUGCUUAACUGAAGGAUCCGAGUGUUUCUGCUGCCUAAUUCCCCUUCCCCGUGUGCACUCCCCGGCAAGGCGAGCACUUGAGCCCCGCACCCCGCAUCCGUUCAAUGAAGCAGCACAGAUCCACGGCGGCUCCAAGUGGGUUUUUGCAGGACGAGAAGGAGGCGGAGGAGGAGGUGGCGGCGGCGGCGGAGGAAAGGAGCUGGUAGCAGGCAGCAGCAGCAGCAGAAGGAGGCAUAUUUGCAAGGAAGCCUUUGAGGUCUCAUUCGGCUUCUGGGGAUUGAAAUGUCACUCAAAGCAUCCCCAAAUCAGCUUGCUGCUCCUCUCUGCUUUCUUCGGAGGCAUUGAUUCCAGCCCCGAACGUUGCAUUUCUGCAGCUUACUACCCAGGAAGGAAAUUUGCUCCAUCUCCAGCAGCAACCACUGCUCCUUUUGAUGUUGUGGUACGCCGUGCGCAUGCGCUCCACAUUAGAAUUACUGCACUGGCUAGAAUAAGUUGGAUCUCUUCUUCUCUUCCACUGAAACCCUAAAUCAUAUCAAAAGCUAAAGGGAUGCUGAGAGUCCGGAAAAAAGGUUGCUUUGGGAUUUGGUCGUUGCCCUUAAUAAUAACGGUGGUGUGUGCACAGAGUGCUAAUGACCCCAGCAAUAUGUCACUGGUAAAAGAGACGGUGGAUAGACUGCUGAAGGGCUACGACAUUCGGCUGAGGCCAGAUUUUGGAGGUCCGCCUGUGGCUGUUGGCAUGAACAUAGAUAUUGCCAGCAUAGACAUGGUGUCAGAAGUCAAUAUGGACUAUACCUUGACAAUGUACUUUCAGCAAGCAUGGAGGGAUAAGAGGCUUUCGUAUAAUGUAAUACCUUUAAAUCUUACACUGGACAAUAGAGUAGCAGAUCAGCUUUGGGUUCCUGAUACCUACUUCCUGAAUGAUAAGAAGUCAUUUGUACAUGGUGUCACUGUGAAGAACAGGAUGAUUCGUUUACAUCCAGAUGGGACAGUUCUCUAUGGUCUCAGAAUUACAACAACAGCUGCAUGUAUGAUGGACCUACGAAGAUACCCCCUGGAUGAACAAAACUGCACACUGGAGAUUGAGAGCUAUGGCUACACAACAGAUGAUAUUGAAUUUUACUGGCGUGGGGGUGAUAAUGCGGUUACAGGAGUGAGAAAGAUUGAACUGCCACAGUUCUCCAUUGUAGACUAUGAACUUAUCACUAAGAAAGUUGUUUUCUCGACAGGUUCCUACCCAAGGCUGUCUCUCAGCUUCAAACUUAAGAGAAACAUUGGAUACUUCAUUCUGCAGACGUAUAUGCCUUCCAUUCUGAUCACUAUUCUCUCCUGGGUUUCAUUCUGGAUUAAUUAUGAUGCUUCAGCUGCAAGAGUGGCUUUAGGAAUUACAACGGUACUCACGAUGACAACCAUCAACACACAUCUUCGAGAGACAUUGCCCAAAAUCCCCUAUGUGAAAGCUAUUGACAUGUAUCUGAUGGGAUGCUUUGUUUUCGUGUUCAUGGCUCUACUGGAGUAUGCAUUGGUCAACUACAUCUUCUUUGGCAGGGGACCACAGCGUCAGAAGAAAGCAGCAGAGAAAGCUGCCAGUGCUAACAAUGAGAAAUUACGAAUGGAUGUCAAUAAGAUCUUUUAUAAAGAUAUAAAACAAAAUGGGACCGAAUUGCGAUCCCUGGAACCCACUGGAAAUCUCUCCCCAACUAGAUGGACUGCCAGUUACGAUUACUCUCUUAAUACGGACAGAAGAAUAAUUGGCACAUAUCAUUGUCCAGAAAUGUAUUCAACAAAGAUGGAUCCACAUGAAAACAUUCUGUUGAGCACACUUGAAAUUAAAAAUGAGAUGGCUGCUUCUGAAGCUGUUAUAGGCCUUGGGGACCCUAGAAGCACUAUGCUGGCCUAUGAUACCUCAAGUAUCCAGUACCGGAAGGCUGGCUUACCGAGACACAGCUUUGGCCGUAAUGCCCUGGAACGGCAUGUGGCCCAAAAGAAAAGCCGGCUACGGAGACGUGCCUCUCAGUUGAAAAUUACCAUCCCAGACUUGACUGAUGUAAAUGCCAUAGAUCGAUGGUCACGCAUAUUCUUCCCUGUUGUUUUUUCUUUCUUCAAUAUUGUCUAUUGGCUUUACUAUGUGAACUAAAAACAAAACAAAGCCACACAGAGAUCAAGAACUGGAUUUCUCUUCAAAAUCGGUUGUACAGCCAAAUGUGGGACUUAAGGAGAAAAAAAAACCUAUUCAGGACAAAAGUUAUUUUAAAACACCUUAGUUGCUGGCCCACUCUAUAAUCUGUUUUGGAAUGUUCGGGUUUCCUUUGCAAAACUGUGAAACAUAUUCAGUUGCAGUACAAAUGUGUACAACACCACCUCUAAAGAUAUACAGUUGCAUUUGACAUCUGGAGGGAGAAUUUAAAACUGGGUCAUUUCAUUUUUUUUCCCCCACUCCUCAUUUUAUCACUAAAAUGUAGAUCUAUUUAACCUAUAGAAAGAGGAAGCUAGAAAGCAGGCUUGAGUUUGAAGAGCAGCAUAACAUGCCUCUUCACAUCUAGGAUACACACAGCACUACCUGGAUGGAGAGUGUGUAUUCCUGUCUCAUCAUGCUUACAAACCAUAGUCCUGCAUUACCUUUUAACACACAAACUUGAAAACAAGUAGUGCCUAUGUCAUACCAUAAGAAUAAGUACCGGAGACUUCCCACACAGGUCAUGCUGCUGAUUAAGAGAAGUGAUGUUUUGAGUUCCCAAGUUCCCAUGAAACUUGAAGUAUUUUAUUUAAAAGAGGGAUUGUAGAGUUAACACAGCAACAUAGUUCUCAUGCUGUAUGCCAGUGAUCCAUUGAGGAGUUUGAGAGGUGCCUAUGUGCUGCAGUGUGCCAUUAAGCAUAAAGUCUAGGAGCAUUUUAUGUGUAAAGUGCCAAACAGUGAGCCAGUAGUGACUUCAGAAGUGGCUUCUGUCGGUGCUCUGUCCUUUCUUAUGGAAGAGAGAAAACAGUGGCAAACGUUUGAAAGAGCAGGUCCAGGAAAAGGCUAUAAAUCCUGUACAAAUUAUUGGUAUCAGUUUGCCUGAUAGGAAGUCUAAACUUCCUGUGGUUCUCAGUUGCGGUUUUGAUUUGAAUCUCAUUUCCACAUCAAACAGAUUGAGCAGAAUCCCAUGAAUGAAUACCUAUGCUGCUUGGACAGCAUUUUAAAAAAAAUACUGAAUAACUAGCACAGUUGUUUACUGCACCCAAUUACAUUUAAUUCAGUUUUAGAAAUAUCUGUGUGAAUGUUUAAUGGGAGGACUUAGAGAAGUAUUGUUUGUGUGUGUGUUUCCAGUAUCUUCUGGAUAAAGAGACUGAUUGUUUUCUUUAUAUCAUGUGUUUUAGAAAUUUCUUUUAGUUUUUUUUUGCUCCACCACACUGUCACAAUAUUAUAAUAAGGUUCCCAUUCCAGAAGUCAAGAAUCUCAGUCCACUAAAUACUGCUGGUGUAUAUCUUCCAUUUGAUUUCAUGUUGGGCUCAAGGUGGCUCCUUUUUCUAGUAUUACAGAACUAGUGAUCCUUGGAAAUAAGAGGUAUGUUUCUGUUUAAAUGGCUAUUUAAAUGGUUAUGAUUGGGAGUAGAAUUUCUCUUAAUUUCCUCAUUUUUCCUUGCAUAUUGCUUCUGAGUUUUUGAGUACAGCAUUCCUUUAUAAAGAACUUCAAAAAUGGGGUUACUGAGAUCCACUGAGCAUACCUGGCUGAUGGAAAUGUCAGAUCCUAGAAUAUAUUUGUGACUGAUCACAUGACUUAAACAAGAGAAAGUUUCCAAAGUGCAUUUGGACCGAGGGCACUUCACACAUCACAGAAUCAUUCCUUUUUUGAUAUUGUCCACAACCAAAUGAGCAGUUCUUUGGGUUUUGUUUUUUUAAAGACCCCUUACUUAAGACAUAUUUUGUAACAAUUGAAAAUAGCUUGGCUGUUUUUAAUAGUUUUUUCCCUUGCACAUACACACAUCCCAGUUAAUUUUAUAGACGCAAAGGUGGAAAAGUGUGUAAAAUAUCCACAUUGUAGCUAAUGCCAAGGAUUUAUAGUCCUUAAAGUACUUUGUUUUCUCUUUACAUUGGUUCAACAGGUCAGCUAUAGUGAUAACUACAAAAUCAGCUCCUAGUACUGCACUUCAAGGUAUCUGGAAGUUUAAAGUACAAGCCAUAAUAUUUUCUGACCUUGCCAAUGAGAGGAUGAAUUUUAUCCAGGGAGAUAACAGAAAGAAAGUACAGAAUCACCUCCAUGAGGUCCUUUUUGUUAUUAAGGGAAGAUGCUUCCAAAACUAGAUAGGAUACCGUGUUAUAGUAUUAAUUAAUUCUAAGUUCUAUAAGACUAAAUUGAGGUUUUAAGAAGAAGUGGGAGGACCAUGAGAUAAUAAAGACUUUGUUUUUCUCCUGUACAAUGCCAGCAUGUGGUAGAGAUAGAUAAAAAGUAUUACAUGAUUUGCUUCAUAACUGAAAUUUAAAUAAGCUGUUACCUUUUGAAUUGAACUGAAAUAUACUCAUGCUCAUUUUUGUUAGGUCCACAUUUCAACAUAAUUAUCCCAUUUUUUUCAGGUUUCAGAAUGCAUACUAGCCAGCAAUUAAGGUGUUUUCCCUCCAUCUUUGUGAAAUUCAUGGCAAAAUUACAACUAUAUAACAUGGCACAGUUUUAACAAUAUAUUUGCAAUCAAAGCUCUGUAAAUACAUUCUGUAUAUGACUGCUAGUAAGUCCAAUAUGCAUUUUCCAAACUGAAAAUUCAUGCAGCAUAUUUGUGUUUGCCUAAGGAAUGUUAUGUUUCUAUACUAUUGCAGUUUUAAUGACUGGGAAGAAAGAACCAAGCAAUGUCAUUCUGAACAUUUUCUGUUCUCAUCCCCAGGGGGAAGCAAAGUCUUAAAUAAUAGCACUGAAGAGAACAUCUGAGAACUUUUAUAUUCUGAUAUUUAAAAAACUUAGAAUCUGCCAGACACAAAAGCACAAUGCAUAGAGAACAUGAGAGCAAGCCAUAUAUAUAUAUAUAUAUAUAUAUAUAUAUAUAUAUAUAUAUAUAUAUAUAUAUAUAUAUGGAAAAAAUCUCAUCUCAUUUAUGUUUAGGUAAAAAUGUACAUUAAAAGUACAACCAAAAUAUUUUUUUUAAUAAAUCUAAAACUAUGUUCUAAUGUCAUAGUUAGCAAAUUAAUAUAAGUAAAGAAAAUAAAACACUAAACAUUAUCCAAGUAUAUAGUGAGUAUAUAGACAUAUAUUUCAAUAUGUGUAUAUAUAUUCCUCUGUGUGUGUGUACACAUUAUAUAUGCACACAGGCAUUCAAUUCCAGUGAGAGCAGUCCAAAUGUGGAAAUGACUCUAUGCCCAUAGAUCUGCUGUACUGGGCUGCAGGGAAGGGGCGGUGGGGGAGGGCGGAGAUUUCCGUAUCUCGCAAUUUACUUGCAACAUGUAUGGAAUUGUGAAAGGACAGUCUCAUUAUCUCCCAUAUCAAAUCAGCUGUGUGAGAAGUGUCAAGCAAAGUGUGAAUGAGCUGUUAGUUGAGGAGGACUCAUUCCCCCACCUACAAAAGGAAUCGGUAUGGUAGCAGGUGAGGUUUUUCACAGGGCCAAUCCAAUAUGGGAGAGAGAAAGGGGACGCCCAGAUUGUCCUCUGCUCCAGCCUGCCAGAGAGCUGAUCAGAGUUGAGACUGAGAUGUUUCUGCUCUGGCUUCUCUCUGGUACUCUAGGUACCCAGUGUUCUGUGGUGCUCAUGGUUUCUGGAUUCGGGCUAGAAUCUUACAUUGAUGUUUUAAAGGAAUAAGCUAAUAGUUUUGUUUCUAUCAUUAAUUGAUAUGUGAAUAUUUUUUUGAGAAAGAAUUAUUAAUGUAUUUAAAAUCUUACUAUACAGGGUAACUGGGCAUUUCUAUAUCAGCAGAUCAAUGCAUAUAAUUCUUACAAAGUAUUGCACAGUUUGACAUUAUGAUAGUACUGUACCUCCUAGCAUCUCAAAGUACACUAGCUCUCACAUUGCUUGCCUAUUUCUUCUCUUUAAAAAAAACAAAAACAUUGUCCACUAGUAGUAGUGUUUUUUAAAAAAGAAAUCCUAAUAUCGGGGGGGGAGCAAAACUAUGAAAUAUUUCGGGUGGGGCGGGGUGGAAACAGACAGGAAGGCCAGGGUACAAUACUUUAAAAGUAGUGGUCAUAACAUUUUGCUAUCUGUACAUAGAACAUAUAAUGUGAGCAAUCAUAAUUAAAGCAGAGCGUUUGUAAAUAUUAUCAGAUUUCUUAACAUUUUUAACUUCUAAUUUGUACUUUAAUGUAAGGCAAAAAGCUGAUUCUAUUUAUGGUUUAGGUUAGUGUCUUAAAAUCAUGUAAAUAUUUAAAUAAGCUGUAAAUGAGCAGUCAAUAGAAACAGUAAUUGUUCAGUGAUUUUUUUUUGUUUUUAUUUUUUACUAAGUACAAUAAUUGCAGUUCUCUAGCAGAAUAAUUUAAACACCCUUUUGCAUAAGACUUGGAUUCCAGAGAGGUUUUAACAAAUCCAUGAAAAGUACAGCAUUAUAAUAGUCAAUACAACAGAAUUGUAUUAGCUAGUUCAUUUGCACAGUGGGGGGGGGGACUAUGUUCCUAAAAAUGGUCUAUGUGCACCCCUGUCCAGUGGUUCUGGUUCAUGCAUGCAGCUCUCAGCAGGCAUGCACACAUACCACAUUUGCAUUAGCAUCAGGAAAAAGUCCUCACAUGUAAUGGAAGAUAUUCAGAGCUUUCUCUGACACUAAAGAGAUGGAGCAACUGCUGCUUGUGCAGAGCUCCAUAUAAGUACUGGAGCCCCUGGAACUUUAGAUCUAUAGUCUUGGAUCUCUAGAAACAGAAAUAAAUAUGUUUUAAUGUUCAUUUGCACUAAGGCUGUAAUCCUGAAAGCACUAGAAUGGUACGAUUCCUCUUCAAUGGGCAGAGGCAAAUUAACCAUUAGGAUAUGGUCUAAAAUAAGACCUCACAAACUUGGGGCUGUGAUGUAGUGUAGUUAAUAGCAUAUCUCUGGAUUGAGAGUAGACCUUUCCUAUGUAACACAAUGGGCUUCUUUAGCAUUCUUUGCAGCUUAGAACAUCAUGGCAUGCAUGCAUGCAUACAUACAUACACACAAAGAGGCAAAACCCGUGUUUCCAGUUCCAGGAAAAUGAAAAGACUAGUAGUCUGCAUAACAUAUUGGCAUAGUGAAACAAGAGAACCAUACUUGUAUGAUUGACCUCUAUUAAUGGAUUUACCAUGGGUCAGUGGUACCAUGGGUCAAAGCAGGCACCUUUUUCAGGAUGAGGAUAAUGAGGGCAGCAUGUCAGUGGCAGGUUCCAGUCAGGAUCCAUGCCCAUUCAUUAAGCCCAUUUUAAAACCUGAAAAGGUCUAGGGUCAUGCAUAGAGUUCCACAGGCCUUUUGGAUUGUGCCCUUUGAGUGUAAAUGAAGGUGAGGCCUCGAAAUUCUGUACCAUGGAGGUGAAUACCAGACUUUUUUUAAAAAAAAAUGUCUGUCUAUGUAUAGUAUUCUGUUCCUUUCUGUCCCAACCCAACCCGCCCCCCCUCAAUGCCAAAGAAUCUUUUAUUUAGAAAUUUAUUAAAAGGGAACACUAUCAAGACACUGCUUAACACCAAAGGUAAAGUUGUGUUUUUUUAAAUGCACUAGGAAAUGUUUGUUGGAAAUUUUGAGGAGUGAAUUGAAUGUUAAUGAAACACAACCAUAUUCAAACGCGUACAAGCUGCGGCUGACAUCAUGAUUAAAGAUGCAUCAGUGCUUCUGAAAAGUUCCGCUAACUCGGCUACACUGCUGGUUCAGCAGUAGAGGCAAAUUUCAGUGACCUGGCCUUCCUCAGGAAGCACUGUGCCACUCAAAAAUAUGUUCCUGAGGGCUACGCAUCCCUCAUGCAUAUUUCUGAGUGACACAGAGGGCUUCCAGGGGAAGGGAAGGUUGUUGAAAUUUCAUACACUCACACACACUAGGACUGGUGCAGCAUUAGUCGGGAACUCUUCAGAAGAACUGGUGGUACACCGGUGCUUCUCCCUUUGCCCCAGUGCUUCAUUAGUCAGGAUGUCAGACACUAGCUCUAAAUAUCCAUUUGAAUUUAUUAAUGAUAAAUCAGAAUAGAUCAUAUUUGCAAGUUAUAUGCAAGACAUUUUUCAUAUGUGUCAAUUAUUUAUUUAAGUGCUUUGAUCAUUAUGAAUUCACUUUUUAAAGAAAACGGUGGAAGUCUUAGCUAGAUUGGAAUUAGUUUGAAGUCUUUCCCCAUAUUUUUCUCAUCUCUAAAGUUAUCUAUUUCAAGUUCAUCUGCAUUUUAUAUGUUUGCAUUGUUAAUGCCAUUUAAGAAAAUUUCACCAGGAAGUGUAUUUAAGGUCCUUUAUAUAGUUUGAGUUAGCUAACAUGGGCAUUUAUAACAUCCAAGGAUUCUAUCAAGUUGGCUGUUUUGAGUUUUCACAUUUUAAUUUGCAUGGGUGUUUAAAUGGUUCUGUUAGUACUGUCUUUGCACCGUUCUUCUUUCUCUUUUUUUACUUAGUACUAUUUACUUCAUAAUGUAGUAAUCAUCAGCCUUACUAAUGACCUUGUAGCCUUUCUAAUAUGCACAUAAUGCACAUUUUCCAAUGGCUAGAAAAUGCAAAAUACUAGUGGAUAUCAUUGCAUCAGAUUUUCAUGUUUUUCUCAAAAGGACUGCUAACCUCUGGGAUAAUUGAGGUAGUAAAAUGAUGAUUGUAAAUUGAGUAGCACAUAAGAGAUAUUUUCUUGAAUCUAAACUUACUACAGCCAGUUUCAGCAUGUAAAUAUAUAAUAAUGUUGGCUAGUGUGUAAUUCUUGAACUAAAAAAUAUAAAUAAAGAAAAUGUAAAAGAA
Hemicordylus capensis (graceful crag lizard) is the source of this 8816-nucleotide messenger RNA. RefSeq names its product gamma-aminobutyric acid type A receptor subunit beta2 (gene GABRB2). Gene Ontology annotation, molecular function: neurotransmitter receptor activity; extracellular ligand-gated monoatomic ion channel activity; GABA-A receptor activity. Gene Ontology annotation, cellular component: membrane; GABA-A receptor complex; synapse. Bases 566 to 2152 code for a protein of 528 amino acids. Lineage: Eukaryota; Metazoa; Chordata; Lepidosauria; Squamata; Cordylidae. The record is from RefSeq and is a predicted model, not a curated record. Gene Ontology annotation, biological process: monoatomic ion transmembrane transport; signal transduction; regulation of membrane potential. The transcript has 12 exons.